Molecule: messenger RNA, 1706 nt
Organism: Vanessa tameamea
Lineage: Eukaryota; Metazoa; Arthropoda; Insecta; Lepidoptera; Nymphalidae
Product: nuclear RNA export factor 1-like
Exons: 10
Coding region: 68-1687 (539 amino acids)
Biological process (GO): poly(A)+ mRNA export from nucleus
Cellular component (GO): nucleus
Molecular function (GO): RNA binding; protein binding
Source: RefSeq, a predicted model, not a curated record
UUAAACAAAAACUAUAAACGAAGUACUAAACAAUUAUACAAAGCUAUUCCUAGGUAAUUUAAGCACAAUGAACCAAUUAGAAACUUAUUAUAACCAAUAUUUGUUGAAUCGAGUAUCAGCGACGCAAACCUUAGUUGAAUACAUUGAAAAUUGCCUCAUUACAGAAAAUGAAGUCUCCGAACAUUCAUAUCAUAAAAUUAUGAUCUAUCGUUGGACAGAGAGUGAAGUGAAAUUAUUUGAAGUAUUAAGUGAAUAUUUUGUUGUAACAUUUGUCCCAGUACAAUUUGAAACACAAAAUAUUGUAUCAACAUUUUACACCAGCAGCUUAUCAUUUGUUUUAAAGAUCAUAAAACUGGACUUCAUGUUCCCCCAUGCCAGGACUAUGUACAAUAUGGACAUACUUUUCGAUGAUAAAACCUCACACAAUCUUUUUAAACAGAGAAUUACUAUUGACAAUAUUGUUACCAGUGUUGUAAGCUCAAGAUUCAAUGAAAUGUUUGAAUUAAAUCUAUCAUGUUUCUGCAAUGAUCCAAAAUUUGUGGAAAUGAAAGUAUUUUUUUAUCACUUAACACUUUUAUCACACUUUAAAAUACUAAUGAUAAGGAUGGGGAGAGACACGAGGAUAUUAAAUUUAAGCAACAAUAACUUAAGCCAAGUGCCAUUAAAUAUAUUAAAUUUUUUCAUCAAAGGACAACUAAUAGGAAUCAAUCUGAGCAAUAAUAAUAUUCCAUCAUUAACUGAACUGCAAAGAAUAAGUAGUAAAAUAGAAAAGCUGUGGGUAGAGGGAAAUCCAUUGUGUGAAGGUCUGGACUCGAUCACAUAUAUUAAACAGAUUGUGCAAAAGUUUCCAAGAUUAACAGAACUUGAUGGUAUAAAAUUAAAUAACCAUGGCCUAAUGAUGCCAUUCUACAAAAACUACCUCACAGUACCAGAUAAGAGGACAAAGAUGUUAGUUGAGAAAUUUGUAUCACUUUACUUUUCACAUUACGAUUCGAGUCGACGGAAAAUCGACUUGUUCUAUGAUUCAAUGGCGCAAAUGAUGCUCUCUACGUCGUUUUUAGAAUCGGAAGAGAAUGCGGUGUACGCAGCGCAUUCUAGAAAUAUGUUAAAUCCAGAAAAAAGGCAAUCAAUUUUAAACAAUAAAAGGUGGUAUGCGAAACGCGCAGCUAUACUCUCCGUUUUAACGCAACUGCCUAAGUCGUCACAUGAUAUUACAAGUUUCAGCAUUGAUGUCUUGCAACAUGAUCAUAACUGUUUAAUAUUAAUUAUAGAUGGUGUUUUUAAAGAGGAAUCCACAAAAGUAUCGCCAGAGCGAAUUUUGCAAUUUAGAAGAACGUUUAUAUUUCACGUACAUUCUGUACAUACAAUGUCAUUUUAUAACAUUGUUCAUGAAAUGUUUAGUGUGUCGUUAGCUUCGCCGGAAAUAGUAAAAAACAGUUUUAAGCAUCCUGUGAGGAAUUUAAAUCAAUUGACACUCAUUAAUCCUGAACAAGAGGAAAAAGACGUUAUUUGUACAGCAUUUAUGUAUUACACGCAAUUAAAAAGAGUAGAAGCUGAAGCCCGUCUACUUUCUCAUGAUUGGGAUUUACGAGUAGCGCUAAAAGCAUUUGCAACAGACUGCAAAAAUGACAUAAUUCAUCCAGAUAAAUUUGAAAAUACACAACUGCUAGUAGAUGAAAUUGACUAAAUAAAGCUUUAUAUGAGGA